UCAUCGAGGAUACUAAGCAAAUCUAGUCUUUUUCAGGCUUUGGCAAGUAGGCCUAAUAAAAUAAUUUGAAGCAUAUAUUUUAAACCACGGUUGUUCGGUCCCAUGGAUUGACAUUCACAAGCUGACUAAUAUAUACUAGGAGAGUUGUCCCGCGAGGAAAGAAGGGAUAGGCCGCUAAACAGAACGAACAAUAUCUCUUUCCUCUGUUCAUUUGUUUGAUGGAGAAGAAUACCCAGGAAGCCACGCCGCCGACGACUACAGCCGGCAAGAUCAUAAGAUGCAAAGCCGCGAUAUGUAGAAACCCUGGAGAGGCCCUGGUGGUGGAGGAGAUCGAGGUGGAGCCGCCGAAAGCAUGGGAAGUCCGCCUCAAGAUCCUCUGCACCUCCCUCUGCCACAGUGACGUCACCUUCUGGAAGAUGAAACCCGGAGCAGUGUCGGCGUUCCCGAGAAUUCUGGGUCACGAGGCGGUGGGAGUGGUGGAGAGCGUCGGGGAGAAAGUGGAAGGAUGGAGGGAAGGGGAGAGAGCGCUGCCGGUGUUCGCGCCGGACUGCGAGGACUGCCGGGACUGCAGAUCGGCGAAGAGCAACAUGUGCGCCUCCUUCGGCCGCCGGGGUAUGGUUGGGUUUGGGAUGCUCCGAGAUGGGACCAGCCGCUUCCGGGACGGUUCGACCGGCGAGGUUUUGCACCAUUUCCUCGGAGUUUCCAGCUUCUCCGAGUACACGGUGGUGGACGUCGUUAAUUUGGUUAAGAUCGGAGUCGAUAUCCCCGUCGACAAGGCCUGCUUGCUCAGCUGCGGCGUCUCCACAGGGGUGGGGGCAGCAUGGAAGGCGGCAGAGGUGGAAGAAGGAUCCACCGUCGCCAUUUUCGGACUCGGCGCCGUUGGGCUCGCAGUCGCAGAGGGAGCAAGAAUGCGAGGCGCAUCCAAAAUCAUCGGCGUCGACUUGAAUGCUGAUAAGUUUGAGCUAGGGAAGCAGUUUGGGCUCACUGAUUUCAUCAAUCCUACGACAAUUGGUGAUAAGCGUGUGAGCGAGGUCAUCAAGGAGAUGACAGAUGGAGGAGCAGACUAUUGCUUCGAAUGCAUUGGGUUGGCUUCUUUGAUGGCUGAGGCUUUCUCUAGCAGCAGAGAGGGAUGGGGAAAGACGGUGAUAGUGGGGAUCGAAAUGCACGGCGCACCUUUAGUGGUGAGCCCUUACGAGAUAAUACGAGGGCGGAGCAUUUGUGGCACCUAUUUUGGAGGCCUCAAACCCAAAACUCACAUCUCACUCCUUGCCAAAAAAUACUUGGACAAGGAGCUCAACUUGGACCCCUUCAUCACACAUGAAGUUGGAUUGAAAGACAUCAACAGGGCUUUUGAGUUGCUGGCGGAAGGACAGAGCCUGAGAUGCCUUAUAUGGAUGGAUGGAUGCAAAUAACUAGCUAACUGAGCCUGCACUCACCCACCGGAUCAUUAUAUGAGGAUAAAAGCCUCGGAGACUGUUGAAUAAAAGGGUUUUCAUAAACGAUCAUCUAGGAUAUAUAAUGAUACAAUAAAAAUUCACACAUAUAUACAAUUAUUUGAAUCGUAUGUGCUUGUUGCUCAAAUCCUGAUGGAGGAGGAGAGUCGUAGCAUUACUAAAUGCUUUAGUUUUAUUCCAUGUUUGAGGGAGACCAUUCUAAUUAGAGCUAAUACCACUACACCA
Linum tenue is the source of this 1679-nucleotide messenger RNA. NCBI's taxonomy places the organism in Eukaryota, Viridiplantae, Streptophyta, Magnoliopsida, Malpighiales, Linaceae. The record is from the annotation of a GenBank genome assembly.